GAAGCGACUCGCCGUUGGCUGACACAAUCAUCAAGCGGUGGUCGACUUGGUUCCCGCAAAAAGCUGCUGAACUCGCUGAUUUCGAGUGGAGCGUCCUAAAAGAUAAGCUGCUGGCCUACCCUACAGCAUGGCUGGCUUACGGCAGCGCGUAUCUCCUCGCCGACUGUGCCGCGCAGUCUUCGCUUCUGGUAUUGCCCACGCUGAAUGGCGCAGUUCUGCGCGAGGCCGUAGUGUACUUCUUCGACACAUGGCUGAACUUCGGCCUCGCUGCAAGGGAGCAAGGGAAGCUUGCCGUUUACUCCCUCUUCUGGAAGUUUCUUGUCAAGACGGGCUGGAUGACCUGGAUCUUCGAGCGGAAGAGCUUGCGGGGCUACUGCGCGACACUUGCCUUUCGGGGGGAUGAAGGUGUGAUCUUCGAUGAACUUGUUGGAGACGCUGAUGGCGUGACUGGGACUGCGCUGAACACCUCAGCGGGAUUGGCCGCCGAGGCAGCGAAUGACUCCGAGGACGAUGACGAGCUCACCCAAACGCUGGCCUCAAUUAUGGCAUCUGGCGUGGGCACUUCGGUGCGUCAUGGUAAUGAUAGUCUUGGGGCCGUGGAUACUGGCAUCAUCUCAGACAUGUGCACCUCUCCUGCGGACGCGGCACCUGCUGGAGGACCUGGGCUGGCAGAUCAAUUUCUUGGGGGUGGUCCUGGGGUCGCUCCUCUACCUGCCAUCGACCGGGUUGCGGCUAUCGACAGUGACGAGAUGGACUCGCUUGGCCCCGCAGGAGUCGCGGGCCGCGGAGAGGACGGCGACAGCAGCGACUUCAACACUGUGGAGGGCGGCUACACAAGCUGCGCGGCCCUGGGGGGAGACACUGAUAGUGAGACUGGUACGGUGCUGAACAUCACCGCGGAACUUGCUACUGAGACCGUGGACGAUUCCGAGGAAGAGGACCAAUUCACCAAAUAUCUGGCUGCAGCCAUGGAGCCCAGCCUGGGCGGUACGGCAGGACUUGAUAUUGUUGGGCUGGAAGACGUGAGCGAUGGCGUGAAGCACAUGCCCGUUUUCAGUCAUGAUUUCAUGAUGGACUGCGACGGGCUGGACAUCGACGGCAUGGCCGUCGUCGCCGACUACGCGGUGGACGGCGACUUCAACGACUUCAAAUCUGAGGAGGCGGCCGGCGCGGGAAGCGCGGCCGAGGGUGCCAGCGGGAGGCCGGAGAUGACGUCACUCCACGAGCUCAUGCG
Molecule: messenger RNA, 1234 nt
Organism: Prorocentrum cordatum
Lineage: Eukaryota; Dinophyceae; Prorocentrales; Prorocentraceae
Source: the annotation of a GenBank genome assembly